CGUCUAUACGAAUUAUGGCCAUCAUUCCACGCGUCACGCUUCAUUUGAAUCCGUGGAGGAAGUAUGAGGACUUCCACCACCACACCCUUGCCCAGAGACAUGAGUACAUGAUCGGUCGCCUCGAGAAUGCCCGUCGCAGAGAGUGGAUGUGGGUGGUGGUGGUGGCGGGCAUCGGCUUCUUCACAGAUGCAUAUGCGAUAUUUUCCGUCAACAUGGUCAUUCCCAUGCUCGGCUAUGUCUACUGGGGUCAGCGGGACGGGAUGCCACACAGCUACCAAACUGCCAUGAGUAUCGUCACGCUUGGAGGCGCUUUGGUGGGCCAGAUCGUCUUCGGCGUGGCCGCCGACAUCUGGGGCCGGCGCAAGAUGUAUGGACUGGAGCUCGUCAUAUUAGUCUUCUCGACCCUCGGAGUCGCCAUGGCGUCCUCCGGAGCCGAGAACUCCAUGUCCAUCAUCGCCGUGCUUCUCUUUUGGCGCCUGGUCAUGGGCAUAGGUCUAGGAGCUGACUAUCCAUUGUCUGCCGUCAUUUGCUCCGAGUUUGCUCCGACUCGAUUCCGUGGUCGAAUGCUGGCAGCGGUCUUCUUCUGUCAGUCUCUGGGCCAGCUUGCCGGGUGCCUUGUCGCGCUCGUCGCGGUGACCGGGUUUCGCCAUAAACUGCCAAACGAUCCUUCUUCAGAGGCCUGUGAAGCGGACUGCAUCCGAACGGUCGACUCGAUCUGGCGGCUCAUCGUCGGUUUGGGAGCCGUCCCAGCCUUCAUCGCCAUGUGGUUCCGGUUGACCAUCAUCGAAUCGCCGCGGUAUACAGCAGAAGUCACGAAAAACACCCUUCAGGCCGCUGCAGAUGUCUCCCACUUCUAUGAGGCAGAUCGUGAUGACGAGCCCUCCGCCGCCCCGAUCAUUGACAAUUGCCAGGACAACCGGGACUCGGCUGAAUAUCACGAGCUCUCUAACCCCAGCAUCGAUCAUUGUCAGAAUGACCAGGACUCGAUCACCCGAGUUGAUUCCCUGCAGAUGCCACCUCCGGCCCUCGGCGAUCCUUCCCAGGUGUCGCUAGCCGCAUCGGAAUCUGCUCUUCCACCAUCCCUGCCAACGAUGUGGAGAGACUUCAGGGUCUUCAUUUCCAACAAACGAACCUACCGAGCUCUGCUUGCGACCUCUGCUUGUUGGUUCUGCCUUGACCUUCCCUUUUACGGCCUCGGCCUCAUCACGCCCCGAAUCGUCAACACCAUCUGGUUCGGCAGCAAGAUUCCCGAGACCAGUGUGUUCCAGUAUCUCCUUCAAAUCUCCUACCAAAGCAUGGUCGUGGUCUCGUCCGGUGAGGUCGUGGGGAGUCUGCUCACCAUCCUCACCAUUGACAAACUUGGACGACGAAACAUCCAACUGAACGGGUUUUUCUGGCUGUUCAUCUUGACCAUUGUCAUCGGAACUUCUUUCAAGCACCUUGCAGAUAGCAAGGAUUCUUCUGCCUUGAUCGUGCUCUAUAUUAUAUCGCAGAUAUUCUUCAAUUUCGGACCCAAUACAACCACAUACAUUAUCCCUGCAGAACUUUUCCCCACCCGAUUCCGCUGUACAUGUCACGGCAUCUCUGCGGCCGCCGGGAAACUGGGGUCGAUUAUCGCGCAGUGUUUUCUCAACUACGUGAGCUUCGGUCAUGACGCGAACUGGGAGCAUGUCCCAGACUGGCUGGGAUACGCUUUGUUAUGUUUAUCCUUCUUCAUGCUUGUCGGCCUCCUCGUCACGUACUUCUGUAUCCCUGAUAUCCGGGAUUCAAGCGGGCAGGUCAAAUCCCUGGAAGAACUGUCAAGAUUCCACGAGUUGGUAGUCGAAACUGCAUCGGUGGACCAGGAUAUAUGUUGAAUUUGUUGAUAGAAUAUGUAGUAUAUGUAUUUUUUGGCUCCUAGACACAAGUACCAAUAAGCUCUAGCUAUUACACUCUAAAACCGCAGAUCAUCAACCCCUGUCGUAGUAAGAAUACCACUCACUGGCCCUUAAAGCACUGGGGAUAGCGUCAUCGCGAUACCCCACAGGGGCAACGCUGCGAUAAGCAAAAAUUCAUUGCACAAGACCCACUUGGGCGCUGUCAAUGCUUCAUUCUCCGA
Messenger RNA from Penicilliopsis zonata CBS 506.65, 2098 nucleotides. RefSeq lists its product as hypothetical. Bases 15 to 1856 code for a protein of 613 amino acids. Gene Ontology annotation, cellular component: membrane. Gene Ontology annotation, molecular function: transmembrane transporter activity. Lineage: Eukaryota; Fungi; Ascomycota; Eurotiomycetes; Eurotiales; Aspergillaceae. The transcript has 7 exons. Gene Ontology annotation, biological process: transmembrane transport. The record is from RefSeq and is a predicted model, not a curated record.